Messenger RNA from Silurus meridionalis, 5365 nucleotides. RefSeq names its product deltex 4, E3 ubiquitin ligase b (gene dtx4b). NCBI's taxonomy places the organism in Eukaryota, Metazoa, Chordata, Actinopteri, Siluriformes, Siluridae. The record is from RefSeq and is a predicted model, not a curated record. Gene Ontology annotation, molecular function: ubiquitin protein ligase activity; zinc ion binding. Gene Ontology annotation, biological process: Notch signaling pathway; protein ubiquitination. The coding region runs from base 434 to 2629 and encodes 731 amino acids. Gene Ontology annotation, cellular component: nucleoplasm. The transcript has 9 exons.
UACCAUCUAGGUGUGCAAGAGACUGAAGGCGGGUAUGAUGUAUGCAGAUGUGUGUAGAACCGUUGGUGUUUGGUGACAUGUUUGGACUCGGUGUGGUCUAUAGGCUCCUGUGUGAGUAACGUUAAGGCGUUGGAGGUUUCCUCCUGCUCGGAGCAGCGAGGCGCGGAGUGGGCUGAGCUUCAUGUCAACACACUCACACGAGAUACGAGCCACUGCGCUACCGAGUCGUCGACUGGAAUGGAGGGACGGAAAACACUAGCCGGUGUAAAUGGGCAUCUACCCGAAUGACUCGAAUGAAUGGUUUGCCUGAUGCCUGUUUUAAUUACUUCAUACGGACACCACGGAAUCGGAGCUGCCGCCAUGAAAAUGAGACGGAGAUUUUUACCCAGAUGCUGCUCUUUCUCUCCCUGACGUGCCGUGAGCAAAGGACACAAUGUUGCUGGCCUCGGCCGCCGUGGUAUGGGAAUGGCUGAACGAACACGGCCGCUGGAGGCCCUACAGCCCUGCUGUUUCUCAUCACAUCGAGGCGGUGAUCCGAAGCGAAUCCCGGGCAGGGAGCGUCGUGCUAGGCCAAGCCGACAGCCGCCUCGCGCCCUACAUCGUCGACUUACAGUCAAUGCAUCAGUUCAGGCAGGACACAGGUACUUUAAGGCCAGUACGUAGAAGUUUCUAUGACCCCGCUUCAGCACCAGGUCAGGGCUGGCUGUGGGAGUGGGAAAAUGAUGCAGGUUCUUGGACACCAUAUGAUAUGGAGGUGUGCAUUGCCCUGCAAGCAGCACGGGAUCGCCAACAGCCAUGGCUGGAUCUGGCACCGCUUGGUUUCUGCUACCUUGUGGACUUUCAAAGCAUGACUCAGAUCAAUCAGCAAACGCAGAGGCACCGCCGCAUUAAGAGACGCUCAGACAUGGCUUAUCCACUCGUCUCUGGCCCAUUGCCAAAAGCCUCACAAGGUUGGGGCAUUGGGCCUGCAGGGGCAGCUGGUGGUAGAGGCAUGGCUAGUGGAGGUUCAACUGGAGCACUUUUGGGAGUUGGAGUUUCUGGAUCUAGCUCAAGUGGAAAUGGUGGUCCACUGUACCCUAGUGGAACGAUUUCGAUGUCAUCUCUUUCCCCUCCUGGACAGCCAUGUGGUUGUCAACAGUGCAUGCUUGUCUUGAGUGUGAAAACAAAUGCCUUGUCAUCACAAACCCUAGGACGCAGAUUGCCACCCACAAAAGCACUCAAUCCUAAAUCCAGUCAAGGGACACUUCCAUACUCUUCUACAACCACAUCUAUAUCAAAUUCAUACUCACAAACUCUGCCUCAUGGACUGUCCUUGAACCGCUCUCUCUCACAAGAUCGCAAAAAUGCUGCUGCUUUUGCUCAGUCUUUGUCCAUGCUCACCUCAAACACCGCCACUCUUUCGCUGUCCUCUAAUCGCCCACCCCUUCCACCUUUGCCCCCUCCACCAGUAUCCCAUCAACAAUCUUUAUCCAUGCCAAGCUGCACACCAGCAUCUUCUUCAUCAGUGCCAACCGCAACACUUAUCACUGUGGCUACAAGCAACACGUCAUGUUCAUCCUCAUCAUCAACCUCAACAGCCGUUCCACCUCAGCGUUCUACAGCCUGUGCCGCUCCUUUGCCCCCUCGUGCCAGUCUAGCAGGACUCAGCAGGCCAGCUUUACAAAGAAUUGCCAUGGCACAGUCUCGGGCACUCAUUGCCUCUGGUGUGCCAACAGUGCCAGUGAAAAACCUAAAUGGUUCCAGUCCUAUCCAUCCAGCUUUAGCAGGAAUCACAGGUAUUCUGAUGAGUGCAGCAGGCCUGCCUGUGUGUUUGACUCGUCCUCCUAAACUUGUGCUACACCCUCCUCCUGUCAGCAAAAGUGACAUCAAACCCAUCCCUGGUCUUGGACACUGUUGCCGGAAAACCACAAAAAAACAGGCUCGGAAAUGCAAGACUCCAGAGGAGGUAGUGAAGAGGUACCUACAGAAAGUCAGAAAUCCUCCAGAAGAGGACUGCACAAUCUGUAUGGAGCCUUUGGCUGGCCCCUCUGGUUACAAAGGCCCAGGGGUGGGCGCUGUGUCUCGUGCAGAGUCAGUGGGUCGACUGACACAGUGCGGCCAUCAGUAUCAUCUGCAGUGCCUGGUAGCCAUGUACAACAAUGGAAAUAAAGAUGGCAGCUUGCAGUGUCCCACAUGCAAGACGAUCUAUGGUGUGAAGACCGGUAACCAGCCACCUGGGAAGAUGGAGUACCAUGUCAUUCCUCACUCACUCCCAGGGCACCCUGACUGCAAGACUAUUCGUUUAAUAUACAAUAUACCACCUGGUAUACAGGGCACUGAGCACCCAAACCCAGGAAAACCUUUCACAGCAAGAGGAUUUCCACGCCACUGCUAUCUUCCAGAUAGUGAAAAAGGAAGAAAGGUGUUAAAACUUUUAUUAGUAGCAUGGGACAGGAGACUAAUCUUCUCAGUGGGUACGUCUAGCACCACGGGUGAGUCAGAUACAGUCAUCUGGAAUGAGAUCCACCAUAAAACCGAGUUUGGAUCCAACCUUACUGGCCAUGGAUACCCUGACCCUGGCUACCUGGACAAUGUGUUGGAGGAGCUAAAGGCCCAAGGCAUGACCGAGGAGGAUGGACAGCAGCUAUGAAGAACAGGAAGGAGCAUUGGAAGAGAUAUAGAAUUCAAACAAAGGCUAGAACUGUGUGAAUUGAACUUAAAAUGGGUGUGGGAUAACGGGAAAAUUAUGCUUUCUGUGGGUUUGGAAAACUUUGUUUUGGGAAAAUUCGAUUUUGAGGCAUAAAGGACUUGUGUGUGUGUGUGUGUGUGUGUGUGUGUGUGUGUGUGUGUGUGUGUGUGUGUGUGUGUGUGUGUUUUCACGCAUUUAAAAUGUGAGUGUGUGCUGGAAUUAAUAAGUGAAUGAGGAGAGGUAAGAAAAGAACUGAAGCAACAUUUGCUCAGUUGUGGACCAAAAAAUGGUAUACGUAAAUGAAUGAAAGCUGUGGUUUGACUAAAUUUAAGUGCUUUGAGUCUCUAGCAAUGAUUAAAUCUACACUGGUAUGCUAGAUUACAACUUAAGAUAAAUCAGCCUACAAUUCUGAUGAGAGUUUUAUCUUUUUUUUAAUUAAUCAUCCCAGUGCUCUCAUUUGUUUAUUAAUAUUGAGUUCACUGAAAGCUAUAAAAAGAGAGUUUUAUAAGAAAGGAAAUGGCAAAGGUUGUUUAUAGAAGUAAAAGAAGGUAUACUGAAUAGAAAAAUGGGUAAUGGAGAGGAAAGUAAAUGUGUGGUAGGGAGUCCAAGCAGAAGAUUGAGAAGAAGAAAGGCCAAAGAAUGCAGCUUUAAUCUCAUAAGUUAAUAAAUUAAGUAUCCAUAUUGAUAGAGCUGUAGUGAAGGCUUGUGCAUGUUUGUGUGUGCUUGUGUGAAGAUUAACGGAAAGCCUUAUGCCCUCAAAUCAUUUUCUGUUCUUUAAAAACAUUCCUUAUUCCAACCAUUUGAAAUGUUUGAGUUUUAUAAUCUGGGACCCAAGUGCUUAACUUGUAUCAUGAUUUCUGUUACAUAUGUAAUAACAUUCCAUAUGUUACAUUUAUUUCCUAUAAAUUUUUAUUGCAUUACUUUUGUAAGUCGUGGAUGAUGAUGUGUGGGUGUGGCUCAGAUCGCUGAGUCUAUUGAAAUACCCUGUCACAAAGUUGUAAACACCUACGGUGUAACUUCUGUAGAAUAAGAGAAUGCUUAGUGUGGACUGAAAAGCGACUUAAACGUUUUCUGUUGGUUUUAAGUUUAAAAGAAAACCUAAAGUACUUUUCAGUCCAGGUUUACAUGUAUUUUUGUAGCCCUAAUUUCUCCAUAUCAAAUAAUUAUAAUAGUGCCUCUUUGAAGAGAUGGUUAUGAUAAAAAGGUCCUGGAUUUUCAGUGAUAGUGUUAAAGGACAAAUCUGUAUAUGCAGCAGGUUCAAAAUAACAGUAAAUGACACUAACUAGUGUUGGUAUUCUAAAAAUCCUAAUACAAAUAGUUUAAUAUUGUACAGGUUAUGAGGAAAGAAUGGAAGGCCAAGCAAGAGUUUGAAAGUUAAAUGACAAUUGAUGGUUAUACAACACAGUAAUAUUAUAUAGUCAAAUAUUUGUGGACACCUGAUCAGCACAGUCAUAUGUGGUCAUUUCCCAAGCUGUUGCCACAAGGUUGGAAACACUACUGUAUAGAAUGUAUUUGAAUGCUGUAGCAUUACGAAAUCCAUUCACAGUGCACACAAAGUCAUAGUUUGGAAGGGUCUGUGUACUUCAGUGUUCUGAUUUCAACCCCACUAAACAUCUUUGGAAUAAAUUGGAAUGCUGAUUGCCUUGACAGGCACUGUCCUUCCUAAUGUUCUUAUAGCUGAAAGGGCACAAACCAUACAGUCAUUUAGCUAAAUAGUGGAACGCCUUCCUAGGGGCACUGAAUAUUUUAAUGCCUGUAGUUUUUGUAAUUUGGCACGUUGAGUCCAUGGUCAGGUGUCCACAUAUUUUUGACUCUGUACUGUUUUAUAGGCGAAAAUUUAAAUACCCUACUCUAGCUAUUACUCUAGAUUCACAACGGAAUUGUUGGCCUCAGUAGUGAAAAAGAUGAACUUUUGUUUGUAUGUUGUUCCAAUCUGUGUUGCACUGCCUUCCAUGUCCUCUUUGUCUGUUUUCCAAUGUGUGUGUUCAGUCAGUAACUGACCUGUUAAUGUCUUUCUGUCUUUAACUCAAGAGUGUGCCAUAAUUGUGUCUCUGUAAGAGUGAAAACAUGCAUUUGUGAGCACAAGUGUCAACUGUAUGCAUGCAUUUAGCGCUUUAAUGCGUUUGUGUGUAUGUAUGACUGGUGUGUUUUAUGACCUAAUUUACAGUAGUUAUUUUCUUAUUUUCUGCAUGCUUUUAUUACAUAUUUAGUGUUUUAUUACCUGCAUUUUUAUUUCCUCCCAUUCCAAGCAAAUUAAAUAUUACACACCUUAUGGUACUAGGUUAUAGAACUCCUCAGUCGUUCUGUAUGUUCUGUACAUGUACAGAUGUUCACUGCAUUUGCCAUUGUCUUUUGUGAAAAAGAAACUAAAUGUUCCCUGAGUGUGCACAUUGUCCGGUUCUCUGAACCAAGUCUUCUUCCACUUUCCAUUAACAACUGAACAGCAGAAAUCUCAAGUCAUAUUUGGGGACCUGUUUGAAAUGGAUAACAUUUAGCUUUUUUUUAAUUACAUUUUCUGCACUGCAGGAGGUUUGGAUAAGUGCAGGCUUAAAACAACGAGAAAUGUAUAUAUAAUAAGGGGGGGUUGUAAAUAAUACAAUUUGAAGUUAUGUUAUUAAAUGAUAAAAAUAAAGAAUCUGUGAUAGUUGUUUGCGUUCUGUCGAGACUUAUUUAUAAUAAAUACAAGUGCAUGAGUGA